This is a messenger RNA of Sinocyclocheilus grahami, 1928 nucleotides long. RefSeq names its product heat shock cognate 71 kDa protein-like. Gene Ontology annotation, molecular function: ATP binding; ATP-dependent protein folding chaperone. Lineage: Eukaryota; Metazoa; Chordata; Actinopteri; Cypriniformes; Cyprinidae. The record is from RefSeq and is a predicted model, not a curated record. Bases 156 to 1928 code for a protein of 590 amino acids. The transcript has 9 exons.
AGGAGUCCAGGGCUUCUGCCUCUUGAGUCCAGCAGUGCAAAAGGCAGCAGAACGAGCUCUAGCAGGGCUUUGGCCGAGGGCAGACCCCGUGCUGAGGGACAGGACACACAUUACUAUCCAUUACCUCUCAAGUACAACUUUUACAAGAAGGCAAGAUGUCAAAAGGUCCAGCAGUGGGUAUUGAUUUGGGCACCACCUACUCCUGUGUGGGAAUCUUCCAGCAUGGUAAGGUGGAGAUCAUCGCCAAUGACCAGGGGAACAGAACAACCCCCAGCUAUGUCGCUUUCACAGACACCGAAAGACUGAUCGGAGAUGCAGCCAAGAACCAAGUAGCCAUGAACCCCAACAACACAGUGUUUGAUGCCAAGCGCUUGAUUGGUCGACGCUUUGAUGACCCUGUGGUUCAGUCUGACAUGAAGUACUGGCCCUUUAAGGUAAUCAACGAUGGUAGUAAGCCCAAAAUGGAAGUGGAGUACAAAGGAGAGAUAAAGUCCUUCUUCCCUGAAGAGGUGUCCUCUAUGGUCCUCACUAAGAUGAAGGAGAUCUCUGAGGCUUACCUGGGCAAGCCAGUGUCGAAUGCAGUCAUUACAGUGCCUGCUUACUUUAAUGACUCUCAGCGCCAAGCCACCAAGGACGCUGGAACCAUUGCUGGCCUUAACGUCCUCCGCAUUAUCAAUGAGCCAACGGCCGCUGCCAUCGCAUAUGGAUUGGACAAAAAGGUUGGUGCUGAGCGCAAUGUCCUCAUCUUCGAUUUGGGUGGUGGCACCUUUGACGUGUCCAUUCUGACAAUUGAGGAUGGCAUUUUUGAAGUCAAGGCUACUGCCGGUGACACCCAUCUGGGUGGUGAAGACUUCGACAACCGAAUGGUCAACCACUUCAUUGCAGAGUUCAAACGCAAGUUCAAGAAAGACAUCACUGGCAAUAAACGUGCAGUCCGUCGCCUGCGGACAGCAUGUGAGCGCGCCAAGCGCACCCUUUCCUCCAGUACGCAGGCCAGCAUUGAGAUCGACUCUCUGUAUGAAGGUGCCGACUUCUACACUUCCAUCACCAGAGCACGUUUUGAGGAGCUUAAUGCUGACCUUUUCCGUGGUACACUGGAGCCGGUGGAAAAGUCUCUGCGGGAUGCCAAGAUGGACAAGGCACAGAUCCAUGACAUUGUGCUGGUUGGUGGCUCCACUCGCAUUCCCAAAAUCCAAAAGCUGCUUCAGGACUUAUUUAACGGCCGGGAUCUUAACAAAAGCAUCAACCCUGAUGAAGCAGUAGCUUAUGGAGCAGCUGUCCAGGCAGCCAUCUUAGCAGGUGAUAAAUCAGAGAACGUCCAAGACCUUUUGCUGCUGGAUGUCACUCCUCUCUCUCUGGGCAUUGAGACAGCUGGUGGUGUCAUGACGGUGUUAAUUAAGAGGAACACCACGAUUCCCACCAAGCAAACCCAGACUUUCACCACCUACUCGGACAACCAGCCUGGUGUACUGAUCCAGGUAUAUGAGGGAGAGAGAGCAAUGACGAAGGAUAACAACCUUCUUGGCAAAUUUGAGUUGACUGGCAUCCCUCCUGCUCCUCGUGGUGUGCCACAAAUUGAAGUUACAUUCGACAUUGAUGCCAAUGGCAUUCUCAAUGUGUCCGCAGUGGACAAAAGCACUGGCAAAGAGAACAAGAUCACUAUCACCAAUGACAAAGGUCGUUUGAGCAAGGAAGAAAUUGAACGUAUGGUACAGGAAGCUGACCAAUACAGAUCAGAGGACGAAGCCCAGAAGGAGAAGGUCACUGCCAAGAACACUUUGGAGUCACUGGCCUUUAACAUGAAGAGCACUGUGGAGGAUGACAAGCUGAAGGACAAGAUCAGUGCAGAGGACAAAAAAACUAUUAUUGACAAAUGCAAUGAGGUCAUAGCCUGGUUGGACAGAAACCAGACUGAAGAAAAUGUGUAA